Pseudophryne corroboree (corroboree frog) is the source of this 5032-nucleotide messenger RNA. RefSeq names its product alpha-2-macroglobulin-like protein 1. Gene Ontology annotation, cellular component: extracellular region. Gene Ontology annotation, molecular function: endopeptidase inhibitor activity. The transcript is spliced from 36 exons. The coding region runs from base 118 to 4485 and encodes 1455 amino acids. Lineage: Eukaryota; Metazoa; Chordata; Amphibia; Anura; Myobatrachidae. The record is from RefSeq and is a predicted model, not a curated record.
CAUCGUGUCUUCCGCUGAAUAAUACUACGAAUGUGGGUGUGUAGAGGCAAUGUAACGGAGUAAAGCAAACACAUACAACAAGGGACACAAUCACUAGCUGGCCUCUCAUCCAGCGACAUGGCUUCCUGCACCUUGUGUCUUGGGCUGAUCCUACUGCACAUCUCUGGGGCUUUGUCAGAGAAACUGCACUAUGCUGUCAUCUUCCCUUCUGAGAUUAUCUCCCAUCACCCGGAGAACAUUUGUUUACACCUGGAGGGAGCUCAGGGAGAGAGCAGGGUGCAGAUAUCACUAAACCUGGAUAAUAAGAAUAUAACACUCAUAGACAGAACCUUCCAGCCGGGUUCCGCAUUCACCUGCUUACCACUCCAGGUUCCUGAUCCUGAGCAGAAGGAGGUGGUUGGCACACUGGAAGUCUCCAUUAAAAGUGCAGGGGAAACCAUAACCAAAAGCAAGAAAGUUCUUGUGAAGAAGAAAAGAUCUGUUGUUGUAGUCCAGACAGACAAGCCAGUGUAUAAACCAGGACAAACUGUGAGAUUCAGAAUUCUGUCCCUUGAUGAAGAAUUUAAACCAAACAACAUUUUGUUGCCAGUUAUAGAAUUACAGGAUCCAGGAAAGAACCGGAUUGGUCAGUGGCUGAAUGUGAGCCUCAAUCAGGGAAUUGCUGAGCUGUCCCUUCCUCUCUCCUCUGAGCCCCAACUGGGGGGAUAUUCUAUAAGGGUGAAAGACACUGUGCAAACCUUUAGUGUAGAGGAAUACGUGCUUCCAAAAUUUGAGGUCACCCUGGAGCUUCCCAAGUUUGUUAGGUUUAACAGCGCAAACUUCACAGUUAAAAUAUGUGGCAGAUACACAUAUGGAAAACCAGUACAAGGGGAAUAUAAGGCUAGUGUGUGCCAGGAGGCUCAUAGAUUCCGAUGGAUGAAACAUUCAGAUGUUUGUGCUCAUUUCACUGGAAAGUUGGAUGCAUCAGGAUGUCGUGUAAUAGAAAUGAUGUCUGACGUUUUUAAACUAAACAACAGUUACAUGCUAAACCGAUUGAAGGGAUCAGCCUCUAUCAUAGAGGAAGGGACAGGAAUUCAGUUACAAACAGAGAGUGCAACACUUUUAUCUGCGGUAAUAGAAAAGCUGUCUUUUGUUGAUACUCAGACGUACUACAAGCCUGGGUUCCCAUACAGUGGAAUGGUUAAGGUGGUGGAUGCUGAUGAUAAUCCUUUACUAGGCAUUAAAGUUUAUCUUCAAAAACGCCAUGGUACAUUCGACCAGACUUUAGUGACAAAUGAGAAUGGCCAAGCUUCCUUUACAAUGAACACAACUGGAUGGAAGGGUCGCAUAACAGUGACGGCAAAAACCUACAUGGAGGAAUUACCUUUUCAGCGUGGCAUAGUUAGAGCACAGUAUGGUUUUGGGAGCCUGCAUCUUUACCACUUGUACUCUCGAAGCAACAGCUUGCUGAAAAUCCAAUCCCUGGAUAAAGUUUUGCCAUGUGAGGGUCAACAGGAGGUCCAGGUGGACUAUAUCAUUAAACACACAGAUCUAGAAAAGGAGGCCAAGUAUAUUAAACUACAUUACCUGGUGGCUUCCAAAGGAUCUAUACAAGACUCUGGGUCUUUAGAAAUCAACCUGGAAAAUAGUAAUGAAGACAUUCGUGGUCAGACCACCUUGAAGCUACCUUUGAGUGCGGGGACAUCUUCAAGCCUUCAAAUAAUUCUAUACAUGUUACUGCCUAAUGGAGAGAUGUUGGCAGAUUCAAAAAAAUUCACAACUCUAGGAUGUUUCAAACACAAAGUAUCAGUCGGGUUCUCUCCAGAUGAAGUUCUCCCAGGAACAGAUGUAUCACUCCGUGUUCAGGCAGCCCCAGGAUCUCUCUGUGGCCUGAGGGUGGUGGAUCAGAGUGUGGUACUAAUGAAACCAGAGAAAGAGCUGACUGCUGAUAAAGUUUAUAAUCUCUUCCCAUACCGGUCUACUGGAGAAUAUGAUCAUCGUAUAAGGGAAAAUGAAGAUGAAUGUGAUCCCUACUAUGGAUUAUUACCUGCGUCUCCUAGACGAUCAUAUAGAAACUGGAACAUUGAUCGAGGCAGUGUUGAUGUAUACAGCUUUUUUAUGGGCAUGCGGUUAAAAAUAAUAACAAGUGCAAACAUUCAGAAGCCUGUGAAAUGUUUAGAAGAAACACCAUAUUUUGAAAUUGAGCGUGUUACUAUGGCUAGACGACCAGGUCUUUCUCCAGAUAGAGAAAUAGCAACUGGAGGAAGUGGAAAUGCAAUACAACCAGUUACACAGGAAGUGGAAAGAGUACGGACAUAUUUCCCAGAGACCUGGAUUUGGCAACUUUUCGCUGUAGGAGAUUCUGGCAGUGCUGAGCUCCACCACAAGGCCCCAGACACCAUCACAGACUGGAAUGCAGGAGCUGUAUGUAUGGGCCCCAGUGGGUUUGGACUCUCUCCUUCUUCAUCGCUGCGAGUUUUCCAGCCAUUCUUUGUGGAGCUCGCCCUCCCAUACUCUGUGGUACGAGGAGAGACAUUCACCCUCAAAGCCUCUGUCUUUAGCUAUCUGAGGCAAUGCAUAAAGGUACAGAUCACCCUGCAGCCUACCCAAGAGUUACAGCAAGCACCAUGUGCAGACUGUCAGUACAGCAGCUGCUUGUGUGCCGACGAGAGCAAAACCUUCUACUGGGGCCUGAAAGCAUCUAAGCUGGGAGAGGUAAAUAUCACUGUGAGGACAGAGGCUGUGGACACAAAAGAGAUUUGCCAAAAUGAGAUCCCCGUUGUCCCUAAGCAAGGCAGCACUGACACAGUCACUAAGCCCUUACUUGUACAGCCUGGAGGUGUCCUGGAGGAAAAGUCUCACAGCUCUCUUCUUUGCAUCCAAGAGGGAGAAGGGAAUUCAAAGACAGAGAAGAUCUCUCUAGAGGUUCCUGAUAACAUUCUGGAGGAUUCUGAGAGAGCCCAUGUUACAGUGUUGGGGGAUCUGAUGGGCACAGCCAUGGAGAACCUGGACCGUCUCUUGGCCAUGCCAUAUGGCUGCGGAGAGCAGAACAUGGUUCUGUUUGCCCCCAAUAUCUUUAUUCUGCAGUAUCUGGAGAAGACUCAUCAACUGAACAAUGAAAUCAAGAGCAAAGCCAUCAAGUUUCUUGAGAGCGGGUAUCAGAGACAGCUGACAUACAAACGUGAUGAUGGGUCGUACAGCGCUUUUGGAAAGAGGGACCCAGAAGGAAACACUUGGCUGACUGCAUUCGUAUUGAAGUCCUUCAGCAAAGCUCGGCCUUAUAUCUUUAUAGAUGAGAACCACCUGAAUCACUCCCUCACCUGGAUGAAAAAUAACCGCCAAGCAUCCGGCUGCUUCCGCAGUGUGGGGAGGCUGUUCAAUAAUGCUAUGAAGGGAGGAGUGGAAGAUGAAACAUCACUCUCUGCUUAUGUAACAAUAGCUCUACUGGAGGCUGGUGUAUCUCUGGAGGAUCCCCUGCUUAGUAAUGCUUUGACCUGCCUGCGGAAGGCUGCUGUGGAUGUGAGCAAUGUAUACACUCAAGCUCUGCUGGCCUACACCUUCACUUUGUGCGGAGACACAGAUCUCAGGAAGAUGCUGAUGGAUAAAUUGGAAAAAAAAGCAGUACUAGGCGAUGGGCAGUUGCACUGGAAACGGGAAUCUACUGCUUCCUCUGAUGUUCCGUACUGGUACCGAGCACCAUCCGCAGAGGUGGAGCUAACGGCCUAUAUGCUACUUGCUUACACCUCAGGCCCCACAAAGGACCUGGGAAUAGCUUCAAAGAUUGUGAAUUGGUUGAGCAAGCAGCAGAACCCAUAUGGAGGAUACUCAUCCACACAGGAUACGGUUGUGGCCCUUCAGGCCCUGUCCAGCUAUGCUGAGUACACAUAUAGUGAUAAGGGGGAUGUGACAGUAACAGUCACUUCUACGUCAGGAUUUCUGGAGCAGUUCCAUGUGGAUAACAAUAACCGGCUGCUGCUCCAGAGAGCGUCACUGCCAGCCAUCCCCGGAGAGUACACGGUGACCUCUACAGGGAGUGGUUGCGUCUUCGUGCAGGCAGUCCUGAGAUACAACAUCCCUCCACCCAACAUUGAUGCCACCUUUUCAUUAAGUGUGAAGUCACUUUCAAAAAGAGAAUGUCGGAAGGAUCCAGUGACAAGUUUUGAUAUUUUAAUCAAUUCUAAAUACAGAGGUUCCCGGGCACAUUCCAACAUGGCUGUUAUUGAGAUAAAGAUGCUGUCUGGAUACAUCCCAGUGAGGAGCUCCAUAGUGCAGCUGGAGACAAAGAAAGUGAUACAAAGGAGCGACAUCCAGAAUGACGUUGUUACCUUGUACCUAAAUGAGAUUGGGCCCAGUCCUCGUGGUAUCUCAUUCAUGGUGACACAGGACAUUGAAGUUGAAGGCCUAAAACCAGCCACAGCAAAAGUGUAUGAUUACUAUGAAACAGAUGAACAAGCAAUUGCAGAAUACAACCACCCUUGUGAUAUUGGUGACACUUCUGGAAACUGAGGAUGGUAACUGACAGAGACCUGGCUGUAUUAGUACCUGAUACCCAGCCAUACUCACCUUCAUGAAUACCAUCACUAACAAUAAAUGAGAAAUAUUAUACUACGAGCUGUAACCUGUCUGUUUCAGCUGAUUUGUUUAAUUAGUGGAAAACAGGUUGUUUAUUUACUGUGUGUUCUCUAUUCAAUAGUUAAAAGAAUUACAGUUCAGUAAUACAAACUGGAUGCAUACAAUUAAUUUUAUUUAGAAACACAUUUGAGGACUCUUAGAAUUGAAAGCAUUUUACAUAACAACAUACAUAUUAACCACAGAUUCUUCCAGACACAGACACAGAACCACGGGCAAUCCCCUUUCACUGUCCCCGUUCCCUAAUAUAUUAUAAUGUGUAUCUUUAUAUAAUGUGAUGUAUUUCAAUUAAGCUGCCCUGGAACUAUUGGAGGUAUAAAGGACUAUGUAACCAUGUUUUGGUUGUCAGUUCUCCAUUUCUUUUGAGCUGCCCAUGAUGCAUGAUUGUUUGCUUUUAAUUAAUAAAGAAACAUUUCAUUUAGGA